Molecule: messenger RNA, 612 nt
Organism: Pelmatolapia mariae (spotted tilapia)
Lineage: Eukaryota; Metazoa; Chordata; Actinopteri; Cichliformes; Cichlidae
Product: C-type lectin domain family 4 member E-like
Exons: 6
Coding region: 1-612 (203 amino acids)
Source: RefSeq, a predicted model, not a curated record
AUGGCUGGAGGAGGUGGCUGGGCAGAGGGAGAGGGCUCUCAACAAACUGUGAAGAGCACAAGGUCAAAGGUCACCCCAGAGAGAGUGGCCCUGCUGGUUCUCAGUGCUCUUCUGGCUGCUGCUGUUGUUGUCCUCUGUGUUACCAGUGAUUCAUGUUAUAAAUGUGAAGAAGGCUGGGAGCAACAUGGAGGAAAGUGUUAUUACUUCUCGACCAGUAAAUCAUCCUGGAAUGAGAGCAGAGAUGACUGUAGAGCUAAAGGAGGAGACCUGGUUAAGAUAGACAGCAGAGAGGAGCAGGAAUUCCUGUGGAAAAAAGUGAGAGGCAUAAUGAAGGAUCAUGAAGACAAGUUCUGGAUCGGACUGACAGACUCAGCAGAGCAGGGCAGAUGGUUGUGGGUGGACGGAUCACCACUGAACGAAAGUUUAUCUUAUUGGAACUACAAUGAGCCGGACAACUGGCCCGAGGACGACUGUGUACUGAUGGGACCCAGCCCACGUAGACGGCAAAGGUCGGGUCCUCCGAAGGAUGCGGCCUGGGUAUAUAAGUACAAAGGGAAACGAGGAAACUGGACACAGGAGGGAGACACAGCUGAACCUAAUGAGCACGACUAG